ACGGCGUGGGGUAGUGGCUCCGGGUCUGGCCGAGAGCCGGCAGGUGUCCCAGCUGCCUUCCCGCGCUGGCUGGGACUCGCCCCCCCGCUCGCUCGCUGGCCCUCUCGGUGUCCGCCGGCCUGGCUUCCGCCGCCUCCCCGGGACCUCUCAGUGUGAACCCGGUGUGCUCCCAUUCCUGGAGGUGAAGCAUACCUGACAGGGACCGCGGGACCUGCGGUCUGGGGCCAGUUGUGUUUACCUUUCCCACCGGGCGGACGCUCGCAGCAGGAGAAUGAAACAUGACUGAGGACUCUCAGAGAAACUUUCGUUCAGUAUAUUAUGAGAAAGUGGGGUUUCGUGGAGUUGAAGAAAAGAAAUCACUGGAAAUCCUCCUGAAAGAUGACCGCCUGGAUAUUGAGAAACUUUGCACUUUCAGCCAGAGGUUCCCUCUUCCAUCCAUGUACCGAGCGUUGGUAUGGAAGGUGCUCCUAGGGAUCCUGCCUCCACACCAUGAGUCUCAUGCUCAGGUAAUGAUGUACCGCAAGGAGCAGUAUUCUGAUGUCCUUCAUGCUCUGAAAGUCAUUCGCUUCGUCAAUGACGCUACGCCUCAUGUUGAAGUCUAUCUCCGCAUGUAUCAGCUGGAGUGUGGGAAGUUGCCUCGAAGCCCCUCUUUCCCACUGGAGCCAGAGGAUGAAGUAUUUCUUGCCAUUGCUAAAGCCAUGGAAGAGAUGGUGGAAGACAGUGUCGACUGUUGCUGGAUCAUCCGAUGCUUCGUGAACCAGCUAAACAACAAGUACCGGGAUUCUUUACCCCAGCUGCCAAAGGCUUUUGAACAAUACUUGAAUCUGGAAGAUAGCAGACUGCUGACUCAUCUGAGAGCAUGUUCUGCAGUGUCCAAGCUUCCUUACGAUCUCUGGUUCAAGAGGUGCUUCGCAGGAUGCCUGCCUGAAUCCAGUUUACAGAGGGUUUGGGAUAAAGUUGUAAGUGGAUCCUGUAAAAUCUUAGUUUUUGUAGCUGUGGAAAUUUUAUUAACUUUUAAAAUAAAAGUAAUGGCACUGAACAAUGCGGAGAAGAUAACGAAAUUCCUGGAAAAUAUUCCCCAGGACAGCUCGGAUGCCAUCGUGAGCAAGGCCAUCGACUUGUGGCACAAGCACUGUGGGACACCGGUGCAUUCAGCCUGAGCCUCCUGAUGGUUGGGGAUGGUCUGUCCUCUGGGCACUUUGUUCUUGUCACCAGUCUACUAAGCUGAUUGGAACAGUUGUCUUGCUCUGGUGCUCAACGUGAAAUUUUUUUCCCCAGUAAAAUAAUUUAAUGAAAAAA
This is a messenger RNA of Marmota flaviventris (yellow-bellied marmot), 1299 nucleotides long. It is a transcript of the gene Tbc1d7, whose product is annotated as TBC1 domain family member 7. Gene Ontology annotation, biological process: activation of GTPase activity; negative regulation of TOR signaling. The record is from RefSeq and is a predicted model, not a curated record. Gene Ontology annotation, molecular function: GTPase activator activity. NCBI's taxonomy places the organism in Eukaryota, Metazoa, Chordata, Mammalia, Rodentia, Sciuridae.